AUGGAACAGGCACAGUAUUUGAUGUGGGGGAAGAGGAAGCACAGUUUUAAUCCUCAUAUUCCGGCAACGCCGAUGAACCGUUUAUACAAUGAUUCUUGGGAAGAACAAGCUUUUGCAGAAGAUGCAGCUGGACCUCUUGGUGGGUGUAUAUGGCCUCCACGCUCUUAUUCUUGCAGUUUUUGCAGAAGGGAAUUCCGGUCAGCUCAAGCUUUAGGUGGUCACAUGAAUGUUCACAGGAGGGAUAGAGCUAGAUUAAAGCAAUCUCCAAGUUCCUGCAAUGAAACUCAACAUCCUAACCAUCAAAAUCUUCACAACCCCAUCCAGAAUUCCUUUACAUCUUUGGGGUUUCAGCACCCAUCUCAGGUUUGUACCUUGGUUUAUAACCCUAACCCUAAUUCUUCCGAUCCUGGUAUUAUGGUAUCAUCAGCCUCACCUUCUAGGGUUUCAGCUUCAUCAACUCAAGAAAAUUGUAGUGCAAAAAGCUUUAUCAAUCCUCAUUCUUCUCCUAUUGUCCAAGAACACCAAAAGAGGUCUCCCAUUUCUUCCUCUCCAUCUUGGUCAAAUUUGGUUGCUGACAAAUAUUAUUGUGUUUCCGAUCUGAAAACUGAAGAAGAGAAAAAUUCAAGAUUUGUAGAUUCAAGGCAUAGGGCUAAGGGAGAUUAUGUCACAACUGAUUUAUCUGUGAGCUUGAAUUUGGUUGUCCGUCGAACUCAUCCAACUGUGUCGAGUGGUAAGGAUGAGACCGCUGAUAAUUGCAAGAGAAGGAGAACUGAGCCAUCCUCGUUACCUUUCUUCCUAAAGCCAAGAUCAGUUGAUAGACAACAUGUGCAAUCAAAGGUACUUGAAGUCAGCCCCAACUCCAUAGAGGACUUGGAUCUUGAACUCAGGCUUGGCGACCGGCCUCUGGGUGUAACAAUAACAAGAUGUAUAUCACAUAAAGCAUUAAAACUUCACCAAAAGAAGUAUGAUAAUGAUACAUAUCAGCUUUGGAUUCUUUUACAGAGGUGUAUAUCUUGGAAUGUCUACACUAGUUUUGUUGCCGGCCGUUUUAUUAUACAGAAUGAUUAG
This is a messenger RNA of Quercus lobata, 1068 nucleotides long. RefSeq names its product zinc finger protein 10-like. The transcript is spliced from 3 exons. The record is from RefSeq and is a predicted model, not a curated record. Lineage: Eukaryota; Viridiplantae; Streptophyta; Magnoliopsida; Fagales; Fagaceae. The coding region runs from base 1 to 1068 and encodes 355 amino acids.